Molecule: messenger RNA, 2319 nt
Organism: Papaver somniferum (opium poppy)
Lineage: Eukaryota; Viridiplantae; Streptophyta; Magnoliopsida; Ranunculales; Papaveraceae
Product: meiosis-specific protein ASY1-like
Exons: 21
Coding region: 75-1895 (606 amino acids)
Source: RefSeq, a predicted model, not a curated record
GAAACAACACUUUCUCUCAGUUUUAUCCGUCUCUCUACUAAUUUCAGAUUUCGGAUUUCAAGCUUUACGCAAAAAUGGUUGUAGCACAGAAACUCAAGGAAGCAGAAAUUACAGAACAAGAUUCUCUAUUACUGACGAGAAACCUGCUUCGUAUUGCAAUAUUCAACAUCAGCUACAUCAGAGGGCUUUUCCCUGAAAAUUACUUCAAUGACAAAUUAGUUCCUGCUUUAGAGAUGAAGAUCAAGAAGCUCAUGCCUAUAGAUGCUGAAUCCAGAAGACUUAUUGACUGGAUGGAAAAAGGUGUUUAUGAUGCAUUACAGAAGAAGUACCUUAAGACACUUCUGUUCUGCAUAUCUGAAGCUAUCGAUGGAUCUAUGAUAGAAGAAUAUGCUUUUUCAUUUAGCUAUUCGACUUCUGACAGUGAAGAGGUGAUGAUGAACAUAAGUCGUACUGGAAAUAAGAAACAAGGAGCAACAUUCAAGUCUAAUGGCAAUACAGACAUUACACCAAACCAGAUGAGGAGUUCUGCUUGUAAAAUGGUCCGAACUCUGGUUCAAUUGAUGCGAACGCUGGACCGUAUGCCAGAAGAGCGUACAAUCUUGAUGAAGCUUCUUUAUUAUGAGGAUGUGACUCCUAUAGACUAUGAGCCUCCAUUCUUCAGAGGCUGCUCAGAACAAGAAGCUAACCAUCCAUGGUUGAAGAACCCUCUCAAAAUGGAAAUCGGAAAUGUUAAUAGCAAACAUUUCGUACUAGCUCUCAAGGUCAAAAGCAUUCUGGAUCCAUGUCAAGAUGAAAACAAUGACAUGGAAGAUGAUGAGGAAAUCAGCUUGGGUGUUGGUUCAACACCAACAACUGAUCCUUCAGAUUCAGAUAGCGAGAUGAGCCAUUCAGCAAAUGAUGACGAUGGGUACAUUGUAGCUCCUGUAGAUAAAGCCCGAUCACGUGAAAACAAUGGCAUGACGGAUCACGAAGAUGAUACACAGGAUGCGGAAGAGGACGAGCAUCAGUUAACACGUGUAAGAGACUGGAUUAGCUCUCGCCACAUUGACAAUGUUGAACUGACUGAUGUUCUCUCUAGCUUCCCGGACAUAUCAGUGGCUCUGACUGAAGAAAUCAUGGAUAAACUUGUAAACCAAAAUAUACUGUCAAGAACUGGAAAGGAUUCUUACUCCAUCAGCAAGCUGAAGAAACCCUAUCAGGCAAUUGUCGUGAAGGAAGAGAUGGAUGUACAAGUGAACCAAGUUGAUGAGGAAGUUCAGCGAGGGAAUGAUGAGGACUACUUGUACUUGAAGGCUCUGUAUCAUGUCCUUCCUCUAGAUUAUGUCACAAUAUCUAAACUUCAAAGUAAGAUGGAAGGAGACGCAAAUCAGGCAACUGUGCGUAAACUGCUCGAUAGGAUGGCUUGUGAUGGAUAUGUGGAUGCCAAGAGCAAACCAACAUUAGGUAAACGUGUCAUUCGAUCUGAACUGACUGACAAGAAGCUACUUGAGGUCAAGAAUGUUUUGGAGAUCAAGUUAUCGGCAAUGGAGAUAAGUGAACCUCAAAACAUAUCAACCUGCGGUGGUCUCCACUCUGUUGGUUCUGAUAUUACUAGAACUCGAGAAAGAUCAGUUGACACUCAGCAGAAUGGGUCGUCUAGAAUUCAGGAGCAACUUGGAAACAACACACCCAUUCGCAGAAAUGAGCCUGCCGUGUCAAGGGAGAGUGGUAUACCAGGGAGCGGUAAGCGAAAUGGUGUGGACGGGAGAGGAUUCACUAACUGUCGUGAGGGUGAUGAUACCUUCUGUAGUCGUCCCAGUCAGGAAAAGCGCUGCAGGAAAACUAGCACGGUGAAAGAGCCCAUCCAUCAAAACAUGAAGCGUCAGAAAUCUCAAGGUGGUGGCGCAUCGGAGUAAUAGAUUAUUGAAAUCAAAAAGAGGAAUCACAUGAAAUUCUGGUGAAUAAAAAUGACCUGGUAACUGAGUUGUGUAUCUGCUUAUUAGACGACUUGCACAGAAUUUUGAAUCAUAUGUAUUACUCGUACUUCUUUCAGUUUCAGAAAAUUUGUUGGUAAUGUAAUUGCUUGCUAAGUAAAUGAAAUAUUUGGCCGCUUAGUAAGUGAAGAUGUAAAUCUGUUUGAAAGCCCAGGGUUGGUUUCUGCUUACAAAAUCAGCUAGACAAGUGGCACCCAUUUGUAGCUGAGUUUUGUUUUUUCUUUCUUAAAUGGUUGUCUCUAGAUAUGUAACAUUCAAUUUGUAGCUGAAUGGUCUAGACGAAGCUUGGCUGGAAGCCUUGUUUAUUUGAUGUCAUUUUCAGAUAUUUCUAACUUUGUGUUCUUUA